Molecule: messenger RNA, 1633 nt
Organism: Plutella xylostella (diamondback moth)
Lineage: Eukaryota; Metazoa; Arthropoda; Insecta; Lepidoptera; Plutellidae
Biological process (GO): positive regulation of transcription by RNA polymerase II
Cellular component (GO): mediator complex
Molecular function (GO): transcription factor binding; transcription coactivator activity
Source: RefSeq, a predicted model, not a curated record
CGCGGGGGACUAGACAGUGCCGAGACUGAGAGCGGGAAAGUUGUGUCUUGUGACGUCACCGCGAGUGAGUGUACCCACACGACAGUGGACCAAUAUGCGGAAUCACCAGAUAUCCAUCGCCUUACUAGCUCUCUUCAGCGGCGUCCAGCUAGCGUCAUCCGGCAACUGGACGGACACGUGCGAGCUGGAGCCGUGGGACGCCGGCCCCUGGGGCGCGGUGCUGGAGGAGUGGGCGACGGCGACGGCGGGCGCGGGGGCGGGGGCGCGGCGCGGGCGCAUCCUGGCGCCGCCCGGGGCCAGCUACUACAUCACUGAUGCCAUCAGUGACCGGGUGGGCCUAGCGCCACCGCCGCCGCGCGGGUACGACGAGUGGACUGCCACGCUGCCCGCCACGCCGGCGCCUAAGAUCGUCAAUAAACCAUCCAAACCGUACAAGGACCAGUUCAAGCCUAGUCCUGUCCAUCCCGCACCGCAGCAAGUACCUCAACACCAGCAGCAGUACCCACAGCAACACUACCCGCCACAACAACAACAACAGUACCCACAACAGCAAUACCCACAACAACAACAACAACAGCAGCAACAGUACCAGCCACAACAUCAACAAUAUCCACCCCAACAGCAGUACCCAGACCAAUACCCUCAGCAGCAAUACCCGGGCCAGGCCCGACCCCCGACCCCCUCGGCCGCGGACCGCGUGGACCCCUCCCCUCCCCCCGCCGCCCCCGCCCCCGCGCGCCCCGCCGCCCCCGCUCGCAAGGAGGUCUCCGACACGGACCUGUAUCUCCUCGCCGCUAUAGAGAAGCUGGUGUACCGCGUGGACCUCAUGGAGAAGCGCCUGCGCCGCGCCGAGGAGAGCCUGCACUACCUGCUCGCCGGCAAGGACAAGGCACCCGAGCCGUGCGUGGACAAGUUCACGCGCGUGGGCGGCGCGUGCUACCACUUCUCUCUGGAGGCUGCGGACUGGAAGUCUGCCAACCUGGCGUGCCGCAAGCUGCGCGCCGCGCUGGUUGAACUGGACUCCAGUGAGGAGCAGCGGCUGCUCAUGGCCGCCGUGCACGCUGACAAGAAGAUCAAGGAGCUGGACUUCUGGACGGGCGGGCUGAACCCGGGGCUGCUGUGGAUCUGGGCGGGCUCGGCGCGGCCCGUGCUCAGCAACUCCACGGGGGGCGGCAACUCCGGUGGGGGCGGCAACUCCACGCAGGUGAUACACGGCGAGGGGCGCUGCCUUGCGCUGGUGUGGGACCCCCCCGCCGCCCGCCACGUCUACCGCGGACAGGACUGCGCCUUCCGACAUCGGUACGUGUGUGAGAAGACGGAGGACAAAACGAAGCUGAGCAACGAGAUCGCGAAGGUGUCCCGGUCGCUGCGGCUCGCGGGGGCGGCGCUGGGGGCGGGGGCCGCGGAGGCCGGGGCGGGGGGCGCGCGGCGCGGGCGGGAGCUGCGGGGGGACCGCGGCGCCGCGGAGCUCGACUAGCCGCAGCUACGUCACGGCCCAGACACUCCAAAGAGCUUUAUGCUAACUAUAUCUUGCAACUAUCCAUACUAAUGUUUACUUACCUAUUGUAAAUGAGUUAGUUUGUCUUUUCACGUGGUAAAGUGCAGAAACGGUCGCCUAUAGUUUUCUACGUAA